CUGAGACUGUCGCCCGGGGCCCGCGGGGAAACCAGCACCGCCAACCCUCAACCGUGCCGUGCGGCCGCGGGCCGGGCUGCCGCGACCCGAAAAGAUAAGCCGCCACCGCCGCUGGCCGGAGCCGGAUGGCGCUGCUCUCGCCACCGCUCCCUCCUCUCCUCCCGCCAGCUCGCCACCGCGUCGCCUCUUCCUCGCUACUCGCGGCCACGACGCCACCUAGCCGUCUCCUUUCUCUCUGCCCCCACAGUCCCCGCUGCCACGACGCCCUCUACCCAUCCGGCCCCAACGGCCGGCCGCUCCGCCGUUGCCGCGGGGGCGUAGCUGCGUCCCUAGACCAGGAGGAUUCUGGCGCCGCUGAAAUCACCGUCGUACCUGAGGGGGACCCAGGACCGCCGGUUUCAUCCGAUGCAGCGGCUGCGGACGCUGUCGCGGCUUCCGCCGAGCAGGCGGAGGCGAGCCCCGAGGACCUGGAGAACAUCCGCGAAGUAGAAAGGGUACUGGAGCUGCUGAAGAAGAACAGGGACAUGACCUUUGGCGAGGUUAAGCUAACCAUCAUGAUUGAGGACCCUAGAGAUAUAGAAAGAAAGAGAACACUUGGUAUAGAGGAUCUUGAUGAAAUUACCAGGGAUGACUUAGCUGAUGCUUUGGUUGAGGUUAAUGAAGGACGGAUUCCAGAGAACAGUGUUGCUCUUCAGUUGCUUGCCAAGGAGAUGGCAGAAUGGCCUGAUCUUGAGAUAGAAGCUCCAAAAAAUAAGAGCAAACCUGAGAAAUCUGUCUAUGCAAAGGCCACAGAUACUGGCAUUGAUCCAGAGACAGCUGCCAGAAGACUUAACAUUGACUGGGACUCUGCUGCUGAUAUAGAUGGAGAAGAGGAGGAGGAGGAUGAAUCUGAAGUGCCAUCAGCUGUUGGAUAUGGUGCUCUUUAUUUGUUGACGGCCUUUCCUGUCAUUAUUGGAAUCUCAGUUGUGCUAAUUCUUUUUUACAAUUCUCUACAGUAGUGAACCCCUGCGCUCCUUCCCUUCUUGAGUGAGAUGCUGCCUUUUUGUAAAUCUGAGUUACAAGGCCAGUUAAUCAGUAUUUUUUUUGUCAUUUCAUUGUCAACUUACUCUU
Molecule: messenger RNA, 1110 nt
Organism: Phragmites australis (common reed)
Lineage: Eukaryota; Viridiplantae; Streptophyta; Magnoliopsida; Poales; Poaceae
Product: protein CHLOROPLAST ENHANCING STRESS TOLERANCE, chloroplastic-like
Exons: 6
Coding region: 126-998 (290 amino acids)
Biological process (GO): photosystem I assembly; response to photooxidative stress
Cellular component (GO): chloroplast thylakoid membrane
Source: RefSeq, a predicted model, not a curated record